UUAAAGAAUUGAAGCAAAAAGCAAAUUGUUCCUUUUCUUUUAUUACUGCAAAGCAUUUUCGUUCAAUUGUUUUGGACUAAACAGGAGAUCCAAAGGAGCAGAUUUUUGAGGAUUUUAGACCCCAAUUUUGUAUACAUACACAGAUUCCAAAUCAAAACCAACCCACCAACUUCUACCGCACUUCCUAAAACAAAGUGUACUCUCAGAUCAGCGGACUGAACCACCACCCUCGCCACUUCACCAUCACCACCCCCGGUUAUGGCCAUGUCAGCCGCCACCCCUCAUUCCCUCCUCCUCAAAAACCCAACCAACCCCCUCAAACCCACCUCCACCCAACUCGCCGCCUUUCCCACCACCAGCCUCUCCCGCCAUGCCACCACUCGGAAGCCCAUCUCCAUAACGUGUUCCGCGGCUACCACAACCACCCCUCUUCCAACCACCCCGUCAACCUCCGCCUCCUCAGAUCGGGUCUUCAACUUCGCUGCCGGGCCCGCCACCCUCCCUGAAAAUGUCCUCUUAAAAGCUCAAUCUGAGCUUUAUAUCUGGCGCGACUCUGGCAUGUCGGUCAUGGAAAUGAGUCACCGCGGGAAAGAUUUCCUGUCCAUUAUCCAAAAAGCCGAAUCAGAUCUACGAACCCUUCUCAACAUUCCUUCAGAUUACGCCGUUCUCUUCCUCCAAGGUGGCGCCACCACCCAAUUCGCUGCCAUCCCACUUAACCUCUGCCAACCGGACGACACCGUCGACUUCAUAGUCACCGGCUCAUGGGGCGACAAGGCUUAUAAAGAGGCCACGAAGUACAGCAAACCCAAUGUGAUCUGGAGCGGAAAAUCUGAUAAGUAUACGAACAUUCCCAGCUUUGAUUCGUUAGAACAAAGCCCGCGCGCCAAGUAUCUGCAUAUAUGCACCAAUGAAACUAUUCACGGCGUUGAGUUCAAGGAUUAUCCUACCCCCAAGGAUCCGAAUACUAUUCUUGUUGCAGAUAUGUCCUCAAACUUUUGCUCGAAACCUGUCGACGUUUCUAAAUUUGGCUUGAUCUAUGCUGGGGCGCAGAAAAAUGUUGGUCCGUCUGGGGUGACCAUUGUUAUCAUCAGGAAAGAUUUGAUUGGAAAUGCUCAGCCGAUUACGCCGGUAAUGUUGGAUUAUAAGAUCCACGCUGAGAAUAAUUCUUUGUACAAUACCCCUCCUUGUUAUGGGAUUUACAUGUGCGGGCUGGUUUUCGAGGACUUGUUGGCUCAGGGUGGAUUGGUGGAGGUUGAGAAGAAGAACAAGAAGAAAGCUCAGAUUUUGUAUGAUACUAUUGACGCUAGUAAUGGAUUUUACAGAUGCCCUGUUGAGAAGUCUGUCAGAUCAUUGAUGAAUGUGCCAUUUACUUUGGUCAAGCCUGAGCUCGAGGCUGAUUUUAUUAAAGAGGCUGCUAAGGAGAAGAUGCUGCAGCUCAAGGGGCAUAGGUCGGUUGGAGGAAUGAGGGCUUCGAUAUAUAAUGCCAUGCCUUAUGCUGGAGUUGAAAAGUUGGUUGCUUUUAUGAAAGAUUUUCAGGCAAGGCAUGAUUGAGAACUGAGAGAUAUUUGUAGCAUUAGUAUUACAUCUUUUGUUCUGGGAUUUGUUCUGUUUUUGUGGUCAUUUGGGUUUUUUUUUUCGGUCUCUUGAAUUCUUACUUUAUUUUGGUUAGCAAUUGAAGAAUACUCUAGAAUUGAGUUGUAGUUUCACUCUAGAUUUGAGUUGUAAUUUCGGUCCUGGAUGAAGUAUGUUAUCCAAUAGAAGGAUAUGCUACCUGUUCUUGUUAGCAUACAAGGAUGAUUAAUCAGAAUGAUCAGAAUAAGCCGAAUUUCUAGCAAAA
Molecule: messenger RNA, 1837 nt
Organism: Coffea eugenioides
Lineage: Eukaryota; Viridiplantae; Streptophyta; Magnoliopsida; Gentianales; Rubiaceae
Product: phosphoserine aminotransferase 2, chloroplastic-like
Exons: 1
Coding region: 259-1551 (430 amino acids)
Biological process (GO): L-serine biosynthetic process
Cellular component (GO): chloroplast stroma; cytoplasm
Molecular function (GO): O-phospho-L-serine:2-oxoglutarate transaminase activity; pyridoxal phosphate binding
Source: RefSeq, a predicted model, not a curated record